Didymella exigua CBS 183.55 is the source of this 942-nucleotide messenger RNA. Its product is annotated as multicopy enhancer of UAS2. The record is from RefSeq and is a predicted model, not a curated record. The transcript is spliced from 2 exons. Gene Ontology annotation, biological process: nucleoside metabolic process. Lineage: Eukaryota; Fungi; Ascomycota; Dothideomycetes; Pleosporales; Didymellaceae. Gene Ontology annotation, cellular component: cytosol. Bases 1 to 942 code for a protein of 313 amino acids. Gene Ontology annotation, molecular function: S-methyl-5-thioadenosine phosphorylase activity.
AUGGCCGGCGUUCCCAGCACCUACGAUGCGCCCGUUCACAUCGCCGUUAUUGGCGGCACCGGCAUCCAGUCGCUACCUGGCUUCACCCUCGCUGCGACUCUCGACGUUGACACACCAUGGGGCAAGCCUUCCUCGCCCGUCAGCAUCCUGCACCACCCCUCGCCCUCUUCUGGCAAGGUCGUCCCCAUCGCCUUCCUUUCACGUCACGGUCUUUCCCACGAGCUUGCGCCCCAUGAGGUCAAGAAUCAGGCCAACAUCGCCGCUCUGCGCCACCUUGGUGUGCGCACCAUCAUUGCCUUCUCUGCCGUGGGCUCGCUGCAGGAGGAGGUCCGCCCGCGCGACUUCGUAGUCCCCGACCAAGUCAUCGAUCGCACCAAGGGUAUCCGUCCCUUCACAUACUUCGAGAAGGGCAUGGUCGGCCACGUUGGCUUCGGCGAUCCCUUUGACGUCAAGCUGGCUGACAUUGUGCGCAAGUGCGGCCACAGCUUGGAGGGUGAGGGCGUUACGCUGCACGACAAGGGUACCAUCAUCUGCAUGGAGGGCCCGCAGUUCAGCACGCGCGCCGAGUCCAACAUGUACCGCAGCUGGGGCGGCACUGUCAUCAACAUGUCUGCUCUGCCCGAGGCUAAGCUAGCACGCGAGGCUGAGAUCGCCUACCAGAUGAUAUGCAUGGCCACCGACUACGACUGCUGGAGGGGCGCCGAGGGUGAGGAUGUCAAUGUUGAGAUGGUUAUGGGACAUAUGAAGGCCAACGCCGACAACGCGAGGCGCUUCGUUGGUGCUGUUCUGAACGAGCUCAGCAAGGAGGAGCACGCAGAGCAGGUCCAGGGCAAGCACCUUGAGAACCAGACCAAGUUCGCUGGCUCCAUGACCAAAAAGGAAGCUCGCGGACAGGAGACCGAGAAGAAGCUGCAGUGGCUCUUCCCUGGCUACUUUGACUGA